AUGUUUCUCUUGGACUAUCUACAACAUCGGCGAGAUUGUCAGUUCAAACAAGAACAACGUGCAAGCCGUAUUCAAGGCCUUACAUCCUACCAUGCUCCCUUCAGUGUCUUGGACCGGGAAAUCGUCAACAAGCCCAUCGAGGAACUAGUCAAAGACGUACAGAAGGACCCUAGCAAGGCCUCGGAUUAUCUACACACCUAUGGCAAAGUUGCCCUCAAAGCACAUGAAAAGACCAACUGUGUAACAGAGGUCUUGCUUUCUUCUGCUGAGAAGUGGCUUACCGAUGGUUCCAUCAACUUCAAGGGACCUCUGGCUGGCAUCCCUGUGAGCUUGAAGGAUACAAUCGAGGUUGCCGGCUAUGACAGCACAGUCGGAAUGAGCACGUAUGUGGGGAAGCCUGUCAAGGUUGAUGGCAACACUGUGAGGAUGCUCAAGGACGCUGGUGCUGUGCCAUAUGUCAAGACCAACGUGCCCAUUACACUCCUGAGUUUCGAAUCAUCCAACGAUGUGUGGGGAGAGACUUCGAACCCUUACAACAGAAAGUACACAGCAGGCGGCUCUACUGGAGGUGAGGGUGCUCUUCUUGCUCUCGGCGGUCGCAUCGGCAUUGGAAGCGAUGUCGCCGGAAGUGUCCGCUGCCCAGCCCACUUCUCGGGAAUCUAUGCCCUCAAGUGCUCGACUGGAAGAUGGAUGAAGACAGGCAUGGUCACCAGCAUGCCUGGUCAGGAUGGUGUACCGGCAGUCUACAGCCCCAUGGCACGGACACUGAACGACUUGACGUACUUCACUCGGUCAAUCAUUGAAAUGAAGCCUUGGACUUACGACUACUCUUGCCACCCUCUUCCCUGGAGGUCAGACAUUGAGCGAGAUUUCGCGGAGAAAAAGAGUCUCCGGGUUGGCAUCCUUCGAACAGACGGCGUCGUGGAUCCAAGCCCUGCCUGCAAGAGAGCUCUGGAAAUCACUGAAGCCGCUCUCCAGAAAGCAGGCCAUGAGAUCGUUGAGAUCGACCCUCCUUCCCCGUAUGAAGCUCUAUGCCUCGCAUCUAUUCUCCUCUGCAGCGAUGGUCUCGAGACAGUCAAGUCAUUCUUCCGAUGGGGUGAAUGGAAUGACCGCGGCGCAGCUCAGAUGACCUACUACUUCAGCCUACCUCGACCUCUCAAGUACCUGCACUACCUUUGGGUCAAGUAUGUCCGACGAGAUCCUGUUUGGGCUGGACUCUUGCGCAACUGGCAUCCCCAGUCUGGGAGCGAGAUCUGGGGACUGAACGCUAAGCGCGAGCUGUAUAAGAGGAAGUGGUUCGACUGGUGGGACAAGUCUGGUGUCGACUGCUUGAUUACCCCUCCGAACGCGACUCCGGCUGUCCCUCACAAGGGAAUGCAUGACGCCUGCAGUAGCUGUGGCUACACUUUCAUGUUCAACUUGCUCGAUUACUCUGCUGGUGUCUUGCCAGUAACACAUGUCGACAAGGCCAAGGAUCAACUACCAGACGGGUUCAAGCUGAAGAGCCUAAAUGGUAUUGCACAGGGAGCGUACAAGCUUUACGAUGCAGACGCCAUGCAUGGCUUGCCCGUGGGUGUCCAGGUUGUUGGCCGCCGUCUAGAAGAGGAGAAGGUAUUGGCAAUCAUGAAGAGAGUGGAGGAUGCUUUGGGUGAAGACAGGUUCCCCCUACUAGAGCUCGAUUAA
Molecule: messenger RNA, 1683 nt
Organism: Fusarium keratoplasticum
Lineage: Eukaryota; Fungi; Ascomycota; Sordariomycetes; Hypocreales; Nectriaceae
Product: Amidase domain-containing protein
Exons: 3
Coding region: 1-1683 (560 amino acids)
Source: RefSeq, a predicted model, not a curated record